Phodopus roborovskii (desert hamster) is the source of this 2529-nucleotide messenger RNA. It is a transcript of the gene Cpne5, whose product is annotated as copine 5. The coding region runs from base 224 to 2056 and encodes 610 amino acids. NCBI's taxonomy places the organism in Eukaryota, Metazoa, Chordata, Mammalia, Rodentia, Cricetidae. Gene Ontology annotation, biological process: cellular response to calcium ion. The transcript has 22 exons. The record is from RefSeq and is a predicted model, not a curated record. Gene Ontology annotation, molecular function: calcium-dependent phospholipid binding. Gene Ontology annotation, cellular component: plasma membrane.
CGGCUCCCUCCCCGCGGCUCCUGCCUCUCCGCAGCAGCUCCCGCACCCCGUUUCUCCGCGGCCCCCGCUCUCCGCCCCCUUCCCGCUCGCACUUCCCACGCCCCCUCUUCGCGUCCCUCUCCUCCCCUGGCCGCCCAGCCCAGGGCUCCAGCCGCUCCGGAGGAGGCGUGAAUCGCGCAGGAAUAUUGACUAAUUUGGGGUGGGGUGAGGGGGACCGUGGGCGAUGGAGCAGCCCGAGGACAUGGCGUCGCUCAGCGAGUUCGACUCCUUGGCGGGCAGCAUCCCAGCUACCAAGGUGGAGAUCACCGUGUCGUGCAGGAACCUCUUGGACAAAGACAUGUUUUCCAAGUCUGACCCAUUGUGUGUCAUGUACACUCAAGGGAUGGAGAACAAGCAAUGGCGGGAGUUUGGACGCACAGAGGUCAUUGAUAACACGCUCAACCCAGACUUCGUGCGCAAGUUCAUUGUGGAUUACUUCUUCGAGGAGAAACAGAACCUCCGUUUUGACCUAUACGACGUGGACUCCAAGAGCCCGGAUUUAUCUAAACAUGACUUUCUGGGCCAGGCCUUCUGUACCCUUGGAGAGAUCGUAGGGUCUUCUGGGAGCCGCCUGGAGAAGCCUCUCACGAUAGGAGCUUUCAGCCUCAACUCCCGAACAGGCAAACCUAUGCCAGCUGUGUCUAACGGAAGUGGUCUUUGGAUGGAAAGCUUCAGAACCACUGAUCCGGAAGCUUCCGGAGGUGUCCCGGGGAAGAAGUGUGGCUCCAUCAUCCUGUCUGCAGAGGAGCUGAGCAACUGUAGGGAUGUGGCCACAAUGCAGUUCUGUGCCAACAAGUUGGACAAGAAAGAUUUCUUCGGGAAAUCUGACCCCUUCUUGGUGUUCUACAGAAGCAAUGAGGAUGGAACGUUCACCAUCUGUCACAAGACCGAGGUCAUGAAGAACACCCUCAACCCGGUGUGGCAAACCUUUUCCAUCCCCGUGAGGGCCCUGUGCAAUGGGGACUAUGACAGGACCAUCAAGGUGGAGGUAUACGACUGGGAUCGGGAUGGCAGCCAUGACUUCAUUGGGGAGUUCACUACCAGCUACCGAGAGUUGGCACGCGGCCAGAGUCAGUUCAACAUCUAUGAGGUGAUAAACCCAAAAAAGAAAAUGAAGAAAAAGAAAUAUGUGAAUUCUGGCACGGUCACACUGCUUUCCUUCGCGGUAGAGUCAGAGAGCACCUUCCUGGACUACAUCAAAGGAGGGACACAGAUCAAUUUCACCGUGGCCAUUGACUUCACCGCCUCCAAUGGAAACCCCUCGCAGUCCACGUCCCUGCACUACAUGAGCCCCUACCAGCUGAAUGCCUAUGCGCUGGCGCUGACAGCCGUGGGGGAGAUCAUCCAGCAUUACGACAGCGACAAGAUGUUCCCUGCCCUGGGCUUCGGGGCCAAGCUGCCCCCCGAUGGCAGGGUGUCACAUGAGUUCCCACUGAAUGGCAACCAGGAGAACCCCUCAUGCUGUGGCAUUGACGGCAUCUUGGAGGCCUACCACAGCAGCCUUCGCACUGUGCAGCUCUAUGGCCCCACUAACUUCGCCCCUGUAGUCACCCAUGUAGCCAGGAAUGCUGCAACCGUGCAGGAUGGUUCCCAGUAUUCUGUUCUGCUCAUCAUCACUGAUGGCGUCAUCUCCGACAUGGCACAAACCAAGGAGGCCAUUGUCAAUGCUGCCAAACUCCCCAUGUCCAUCAUCAUUGUUGGUGUGGGCCAGGCCGAGUUCGAUGCCAUGGUGGAGCUAGAUGGCGAUGAUGUGCGGAUCUCCUCCCGGGGGAAACUGGCUGAACGGGACAUUGUCCAGUUUGUGCCCUUCCGGGACUAUGUGGACCGCACUGGCAACCAUGUUUUGAGCAUGGCCCGCCUGGCCCGGGACGUGCUGGCUGAGAUCCCUGACCAGCUGGUAUCCUACAUGAAGGCACAGGGCAUCCGCCCACGCCCACCACCGGCUGCACCAGCUCAGUCACCCCCACAGUCCCCAACCCACUCACCUCCUGGGUCCCCCCUGCACACUCAUAUCUGAAGCUUGCAGGACCAGGGGUCUGGAGGCUGAGGCUUCACUCCUUGUGGUUGCCUUCCCAGACUCUUCUUGGAGGGCUGGCAGGAGAUGGGGUGUCCAUGGCCUCACCCCACUUCCUGGCCUCAACUUCCCACCCAAACCCAGGAAACUGUGGGUGGGGUAGAAGAUGAGGGAUACACAAGAUUCUGGGGUUGAGUAGACUCCCUUAGCCUGUGUUGGAUAACCCCAGGACUCCCCUAUUCCUGCAGUUCAACUGGCCUCCAGCUCCUCUCCCUUCCUCCCUAGUGUCUAGUGUCCCCAGUCCCUAGAGAUCCCCUGUCCUGUUUCCAUGGAACCCUAGGCUGGUGGGCUACCAGGGAUGUGUGUCACUGACCCUCUUAGGGACACCAUAUGUAAGCAGAGCCUGUGGGCCAUCAGGGGCUGUGAUGGAGGCACGUUAACAUAGUGCCCCUUCACAAUUCUCAGAGGCUUGGUGG